This is a messenger RNA of Penicillium antarcticum, 1359 nucleotides long. RefSeq lists its product as uncharacterized. The transcript has 2 exons. Gene Ontology annotation, molecular function: zinc ion binding. The record is from RefSeq and is a predicted model, not a curated record. Lineage: Eukaryota; Fungi; Ascomycota; Eurotiomycetes; Eurotiales; Aspergillaceae. Bases 1 to 1359 code for a protein of 452 amino acids.
AUGAAUCUCCAAGAAUUCCUCGCUAUGGAGGAUAACUUCGACCGCGAUGAGCUCAUUGACCUUCGCGGCCUGGAUUUCGUCUCCGACUACGACUCACACCUCAUGUGUCCAAUCUGCCACUGCCCUUUCGUUGACCCCGUCCGUCUACAAUGCGACCAUGUCUUCUGCCAGAGUUGCCUCAGUUCCGCCAUCAACACCUUCCGCUCGGCCGACUCGGAUGAGUUUCCGUGUCCCUCUUGCCGAACCCCCACCCGCGAGGUGUCGACCAGUGUACCCCGCCUGCUGAUCAACAUGUGCGACGAGAUCCGGGUGCGAUGUCCUUUGAUAACUGAGGGGUGUCAUGAGAUCGUUCCUAGAGGCCAUGUCCAGUCGCAUGUUGAGAAGUAUUGUGGGUAUCGGCUGGUUCCGUGCCCAGAUGAUUCAUGCGAUAGGCUGAUUCGGAAUAAGGAUAUUGGAUUAGAUGGGAAAUGCAUGCAUGUGCUGCGCCAAUGUCCUCGCUGUGAAGAGGAUGUUAUGGAGCAGGAUUAUGAGGAGCAUGACAAGGAGCUUUGUCCGGUUUUGGAGACUAGUUGUGUCGACUGUGAAACAGUCGUCUCUCGCAAGGCACUCAAGGAACAUGUCGAAGCAUGUCCAGAGGUUAUUGUCCCCUGCGCGGCAGCGAAACACGCAUGUCCUGUCAAGGUCCGUCGCGCAGACAUCGCAAUGCAUGAACAAAGUUGUCCGCUGGUCACGAUGAUUCCCUACUUUGAGGUGCAAAAUACACGGCUCAAUUCCUUGGAAUUAAGUAUGCGACACCUCCAGCAACGGAAUGAGAUCUUUGAAGAUGGGCUUGCCAACAUCCGGUCCACUCUCGUCGAGUCCGCGCGCAUCGGCGCCAGUGCUGCUCCCAGUGGGCAAUCUGCCAAUAAUGGCAGAGAUCAGCCCUCUACUCGCACCGAAACAAACACAGAUGAUCCAACGGAUAUCUCAUCGAGUGUGUUCUCAUCCAACGCCACAACGUAUCUACUCUCCCUCCACGAAUCUCUACGUGAGGAAGUAGAGCAAAUAAAACACAACCUCACAGAUCUAGACGCGCGUGCUAGCAUGGCUCUGAUGAACGAGUGUAUACGCAUGAAGGAAGACAUGGCCCACACGAAUGCCGCAGUGAACAGUGUCCGGAUGCAAGUCCAAUGGCUUAUGAAUCCUCGACUCCAUGGCACGCGCACAGGAGCUGUCCGAGCGAAUACAGGAAAUGAAACUCCUCGAUCGCCGAUGGCCUCGUCGUCGACCGCUGGGUCAAGCAGUACUACUGCUCAACCGCUAGGACCUCUCCGACCUAGGAGGCCUAGUGAUAGUGGGCGCGAGGGAACCAAGCUGUAA